Lynx canadensis (Canada lynx) is the source of this 3160-nucleotide messenger RNA. RefSeq names its product janus kinase and microtubule interacting protein 2 (gene JAKMIP2). The record is from RefSeq and is a predicted model, not a curated record. The transcript has 21 exons. Gene Ontology annotation, molecular function: kinase binding; microtubule binding. NCBI's taxonomy places the organism in Eukaryota, Metazoa, Chordata, Mammalia, Carnivora, Felidae. Bases 143 to 2605 code for a protein of 820 amino acids.
CCAGGGCAGCGGCUGAGGAGACCUUACCAAGGAGCACCACGCAGUAGAUGCUGAAACAUCGCCCCCAGGAGAAGAAGCAGUAACAUGGCAGCACCUGUUUGAAAGGAAUUAAAAAGCAGCAGACUCCCUUUAGAAAGGAACAAUGUCCAAGAAAGGGCGAAAUAAGGGCGAGAAGCCCGAAGCGCUCAUCGUCGCCCUUCAAGCUGCCAAUGAAGACCUCAGAACCAAGCUCACCGACAUCCAGAUAGAGCUGCAUCAGGAGAAGUCCAAGGUGUCUAAGCUUGAGAGAGAGAAGACUCAAGAAGCAAAGAGGAUCCGUGAGCUGGAGCAGCGCAAGCACACGGUCCUGGUGACAGAACUCAAAGCCAAGCUCCACGAGGAGAAGAUGAAGGAGCUGCAGGCCGUGCGGGAGAAUCUCAUCAAGCAGCACGAGCAAGAAAUGUCAAGGACAGUGAAGCUGCGGGAUGGGGAGAUCCAGAGGCUCAAGUCGGCCCUGUGUGCUCUCCGGGACGGCAGCAGCGACAAAGUACGGACAGCGCUCACCAUCGAGGCCCGGGAGGAGGCCCGGAAACUGUUUGACGCGGAGCGCCUUAAGCUCCUACAGGAAAUUGCGGACCUGAAAACUGCCAAGAAGCAGGUGGACGAGGCUCUCAGCAAUAUGAUCCAAGCGGAUAAAAUAAAGGCUGGGGACCUAAGGAGCGAGCAUCAGUCCCACCAGGAAGCCAUCUCGAAGAUCAAGUGGGAGUCAGAGCGGGAUAUUCGGAGGCUGAUGGAUGAGAUUAAAGCCAAGGACAGGAUCAUCUUUUCCCUGGAAAAGGAACUGGAGACCCAAACCGGCUAUGUACAGAAACUGCAGCUGCAGAAGGAGGCUUUGGAUGAACAGCUCUUUCUGGUCAAGGAGGCCGAGUGCAACAUGAACAGUCCGAAACGAGAGAUUCCGGGAAGAGCAGGAGACGGCUCUGAGCACUGCGGCAGUCCUGAUUUGAGAAGAAAUCAAAAGAGAAUAGCUGAAUUGAAUGCCACCAUAAGAAAAUUAGAAGACAGGAAUACCUUGCUUGGAGAUGAACGAAAUGAACUGUUAAAACGUGUGCGAGAAACCGAAAAGCAAUGUAAACCUCUUCUGGAAAGGAACAAGUGCCUCGCCAAGAGAAACGAUGAACUGAUGGUGUCUUUGCAGCGCAUGGAAGAGAAGCUAAAAGCUGUGACAAAGGAAAAUUCAGAAAUGAGAGAAAAAAUAACAUCCCAUCCACCCUUGAAAAAAUUAAAAUCACUGAAUGACCUCGAUCAAGCUAAUGAAGAACAAGAGACAGAGUUUUUAAAACUUCAAGUCAUUGAGCAGCAGAACAUCAUUGAUGAGCUCACAAGGGACCGAGAAAAGCUCAUCCGUAGGAGAAAACAUAGAAGAAGUUCCAAGCCAAUUAAGAGGCCUGUUUUGGACCCAUUUAUUGGCUACGAUGAGGACUCCAUGGAUUCAGAGACAUCAUCUAUGGCAUCAUUUAGAACAGACCGAACACCAGCUACUCCUGAUGACGACUUGGAUGAAAGUUUAGCGGCUGAAGAAUCGGAACUACGCUUUCGACAAUUAACAAAAGAAUACCAGGCCCUUCAGAGAGCAUAUGCCCUCCUACAGGAGCAGACUGGAGGCAUCAUCGAUGCUGAAAGAGAAGCCAAGGCUCAGGAACAGCUUCAAGCAGAGGUGCUAAGAUAUAAAGCCAAAAUUGAAGAUCUCGAAGCGACUCUGGCUCAAAAAGGGCAGGAUUCACACUGGGUAGAAGAUAAACAACUUUUCAUUAAGAGAAACCAGGAGCUUUUAGAAAAGAUAGAAAAACAGGAGGCAGAAAACCACCGGUUGCAACAAGAACUACAGGAUGCCCGAGACCAGAAUGAGCUGCUGGAGUUUCGAAACCUAGAGCUAGAAGAAAGAGAGAGACGAUCCCCUCCAUUUAAUCUACAAAUUCACCCAUUCUCAGAUGGUGUGAGUGCUCUACAGAUCUACUGUAUGAAAGAAGGUGUCAAGGAUGUGAACAUCCCUGAUCUCAUAAAGCAGCUUGAUAUCUUGGGUGAUAAUGGGAACUUAAGAAAUGAAGAACAAGUGGCCAUAAUCCAGGCCAGCACUGUGCUGUCCCUGGCAGAAAAGUGGAUCCAGCAAAUCGAAGGAGCGGAGGCUGCCCUGCACCAGAAAAUGAUGGAAUUGGAAAGUGACAUGGAACAAUUCUGCAAAAUAAAAGGCUAUUUGGAGGAAGAACUAGAUUACAGAAAACAAGCUCUCGACCAAGCAUAUAUGAGAAUCCAGGAACUAGAAGCUACUUUGUACAAUGCUCUGCAGCAAGAAACCGUUAUCAAGUUUGGUGAAUUAUUAAGUGAAAAACAGCAAGAAGAGCUGAGAACAGCGGUAGAAAAGUUACGGCGGCAGAUGCUGAGGAAGAGCAGAGAGUAUGACUGUCAGAUUCUUCAGGAGCGAAUGGAGCUCUUACAGCAAGCCCAUCAGAGAAUUCGUGACUUAGAAGAUAAAACAGACAUCCAGAAAAGACAGAUAAAGGACUUAGAAGAAAAGUUUCUGUUUCUAUUCUUGUUCUUCUCUCUUGCCUUUAUUCUAUGGCCUUGAUGUCAAGGUGCCUCUUCAGAGUAACCGAAAACAUGGAUAAGACCCCAGAAAGGCAAAUGCCUCUAAACCUUCAAAGAUGGCAGAAAUGUUUACAACAGUGAGAGGGAGAUCAAAUGCUAAGAACUACCCUGUAGCCAGGACUACAACUGUGUAUUUUAAAGCCAUUAUUCAAGGUUUCUUACUUGACAGUUCCUACAUGACCCUGUUGAAAAUCUACAAUAUAUGCUGCAUUUAAUGAAACAUGUAUAUGUCAAACCAGAAGAGAAGAAGUAUAAACAUAUAUUGUGUAAAGAAAAAAAAUCAGCAAUGGAAACAGUUUCAGCAGAUCAAGGAAAGAUGUGUCUUGGGCAUGGAACCAAAGUUACAAAGAAACAUUCUACCCCUGCUGUGCAGGGGGAUCAUUUUAAUGUAACACUACACCCCAUGGAAACUCUGGUCCCGAAAUAAACAUUUUAAAAAAUCAAAACAAACAAACAAAAAACAAGGGAGGGUGGGGAAUGAAGCACGAGGAAUACCUAUGAGGAGCUAUUUACAAUAAAAUGUUUCAUUUGAAAA